This is a messenger RNA of Sodiomyces alkalinus F11, 916 nucleotides long. RefSeq lists its product as hypothetical. Lineage: Eukaryota; Fungi; Ascomycota; Sordariomycetes; Glomerellales; Plectosphaerellaceae. The record is from RefSeq and is a predicted model, not a curated record. The coding region runs from base 193 to 522 and encodes 109 amino acids. The transcript is spliced from 3 exons.
CCUGAAGGAGAGGAUGAACCAGUCAGCUGGUGCGGUCUUUAUGAUUCUCAGGUGUCCCACGCGGUAUCGUUCCUGGAGGCUUAUGAUGCGCUUGAGGCCCUGCCUUAGCAGGUUGGGGGCGAUGGUGGCCCCGUUAUUGGCAGCCGACUUUUGACUACCCGCGCCCUGGAGAACACGGAUGUCGUGGCGAGAAUGUUCCGUGAAGCUGGACUCAGCAUGAAUCCUAACGCUACCUCGCGUACCACUGUUACGAUCGGGUAUAUGAUUGCCAGUUCGAACAAUGCGGACCUUGAAACGGCCUUGAACCCGGCCUGGCGGGAUUCGGUGUCACAUUUCGUUCUCGUCUCCGGCUGGCCUGCCGGCGCCCCUGACGAUGUCGUCCGCGCUGUCCGAGAUGAUACGACCUUCAACAAAACGCGGUAUCUUCGGGAUCUAGACCCGGAUAGUGGAGCAUACUUCAAAGAGACGCUUUUGAGCAAGACUGGCAAUUCUCCGCCUUUGGCGGGAAUUAUCCCCGGCUGAGGGCCAUCAAGGAGGAGUAUGACCCGGACGACGUACUCUGGUGCCAUAACUGCGUUGGCAGCGAACCCUGGCUGGAGGACGAGGACGGCAGACUCUGUCGUCAGGACUGGUGGGAAGAGGCACGGGUGCACGAGAACGAUUUGUGAUAAACAAGAUAAUGCGGCUUGUCUAGUCUCGGCCCGGCCCGGCCUUAAAAAUUCCGGGAGUCUCUAGAGCCGGACUGCCGGAGCGGGUAUGAGUGGAGAAGAGACCCACCUCCUCGACUCCUUCCGAUGAUUCGCCCGACGAUGGCACCGGGAAUGAUCUUGGAGCUGUAUUUGUAGUCUGUACGGUAAUCCGGAAGCGUGAAUCUAGCAUUCACUCUUUGUGGCAACUGAACAAUUUCAAGAUAUGC